GCUGUGAUGGCCCUAGACGGCGAGAGGGGGGAGCAAGAGGAGGAGAAGAAAAAGAAGAAGAAGAAAAAGAAGAGGAAGAAGAAGGAGGAGGAGGAGGAGGGGGCCGAGGAGAGCAGUUCACCCUCUGCCGCCACCACCAUGGGAGAAGACGACGCCGCCGCGCUCCGGGCCAGCGGCAGGGGGCUCUCGGACCCGUGGGCUGACUCGGUGGGAGCGCGGCCCCGCACCACCGAGCGCCACAUCGCGGUGCACAAGCGGCUCGUGCUGGCCUUCGCCGUGUCCAUCGUGGCGCUGCUGGCGGUCACCAUGCUGGCCGUCCUGCUCAGCCUCCGCUUCGACGAGUGUGGAGCGAGCGCGCCGGUGCCGGGCACCGACGGUGGCCCCGGGGGCUUUCCCGAGCGCGGCGGCAACGGCAGCCACCCUGGAUCCGCCCGGCGCAACCACCACGCGGCUGGCGAGUCCUCGCAGCGCGAGGCCGGCGAGGUGGACGCGCCGGGGACCCCGUCUGCCCAGCCGCCGUCGGAGGAAGAGCCCGAGCCGUGGCAGCCCUGGACGCAGCUGCGCCUAUCCGGCCGUCUCAAGCCUCUGCACUACAACUUGAUGCUCACCGCCUUCAUGGAGAACUUCACCUUCUCCGGGGAGGUCAACGUGGAGAUCGCGUGCCGGAACGCCACCCGCUACGUGGUGCUGCACGCCUCCCGGGUGGCGGUGGAGAAGGUGCAAGUGGCGGAGGACCGGGCGUUCGGGGCUGUUCCGGUGGCAGGCUUUUUCCUCUACCCGCAAACCCAGGUCUUGGUGGUGGUGCUGAACAGAACCCUAGACGCGCAGAGGAAUUACAAUCUGAAGAUUAUCUACAAUGCCCUGAUAGAGAACGAGCUUUUGGGCUUCUUCCGCAGCUCCUACGUGAUCCACGGGGAGAGAAGAUUCCUUGGUGUCACUCAGUUUUCACCUAUACAUGCCAGGAAGGCGUUUCCAUGUUUUGAUGAGCCGAUCUACAAGGCCACUUUCAAAAUCAGCAUCAAACAUCAAGCAACCUAUCUGUCUCUAUCCAAUAUGCCAGUGGAAACAUCUGUGUUUGAGGAAGAUGGAUGGGUAACAGACCACUUUUCACAGACCCCUCUCAUGUCCACAUAUUAUUUAGCCUGGGCGAUUUGCAACUUCACAUACAGAGAAACCACCACCAAGAGUGGGGUUGUAGUUCGAUUAUAUGCAAGACCCGACGCUAUCAGAAGAGGAUCCGGGGACUAUGCUCUCCACAUUACAAAGAGAUUAAUAGAAUUUUAUGAAGACUACUUUAAAGUGCCCUAUUCUUUGCCAAAACUAGAUCUUUUAGCUGUGCCUAAGCAUCCGUAUGCUGCUAUGGAGAACUGGGGACUAAGUAUUUUUGUGGAACAAAGAAUCCUGCUGGAUCCCAGUGUUUCAUCUAUUUCUUAUUUGCUGGAUGUCACCAUGGUCAUUGUUCAUGAAAUAUGUCACCAGUGGUUUGGUGACCUUGUGACUCCGGUAUGGUGGGAAGAUGUGUGGUUGAAGGAAGGGUUUGCUCACUACUUUGAAUUUGUGGGUACAGACUACCUCUACCCUGCCUGGCAUAUGGAAAAGCAGAGAUUUCUGACAGAUGUUCUGCAUGAAGUGAUGCUGCUUGACGGGUUGGCCAGUUCCCAUCCAGUGUCACAGGAAGUGCUCCGGGCAACAGAUAUUGACAGAGUAUUUGACUGGAUCGCAUAUAAAAAGGGUGCUGCUUUAAUUAGAAUGCUGGCUAACUUUAUGGGCCAUUCGGUUUUUCAGAGGGGUUUGCAAGAUUAUUUAACCAUUCAUAAGUAUGGCAAUGCAGCCAGAAAUGAUCUCUGGAAUACAUUAUCAGAGGCAUUAAAAAGGAAUGGAAAAUACGUGAACAUACAAGAAGUCAUGGACCAGUGGACACUCCAGAUGGGAUAUCCUGUUAUCACCAUACUGGGGAACACGACAGCAGAAAACAGAAUACUUAUCACCCAGCAGCAUUUCAUUUAUGACGUUGGUGCUAAAACCAAAGCACUUCAACUUCAGAACAGCAGUUACCUGUGGCAGAUCCCAUUAACCAUCGUGGUAGGAAAUAGAAGCCAUGUGUCUUCAGAAGCAAUUAUUUGGGUGUCUAACAAAUCAGAACAUCACAGAAUAGCAUAUUUAGAAAAAGGAAGCUGGAUCCUUGGAAACAUUAACCAAACUGGCUACUUUAGAGUCAACUAUGACCUAAGGAACUGGAGAUUAUUGAUCGAUCAAUUAAUCAGGAACCAUGAGGUACUUUCCGUCAGUAACCGUGCAGGCUUGAUUGAUGAUGCCUUCAGCCUGGCCAGGGCAGGCUAUUUGCCUCAGAAUAUUCCCCUAGAGAUCAUCAGAUACCUGUCUGAGGAAAAGGAUUUUCUUCCUUGGCAUGCUGCCAGCCGAGCUCUUUAUCCUCUGGAUAAAUUACUGGACCGCAUGGAGAACUACAAUGUCUUCAAUGAAUAUAUUUUAAAACAAGUUGCAACAACAUAUAUCAAGCUUGGAUGGCCAAAAAAUAACUUCAAUGGAUCUCUUGUUCAAGCAUCUUAUCAACAUGAGGAGCUGCGGAGAGAAGUGAUCAUGUUGGCUUGUAGCUUUGGCAACAAGCACUGCCACCAGCAGGCCUCAACACUUAUUUCAGACUGGAUUUCCAGCAACAGGAACAGAAUUCCACUGAACGUUAGAGACAUCGUCUACUGCACCGGGGUGUCUCUGCUGGACGAGGACGUCUGGGAAUUCAUCUGGAUGAAAUUCCACUCCACCACCGCCGUCUCGGAGAAAAAGAUAUUGCUGGAGGCGCUCACCUGCAGCGAUGACAGGAAUUUAUUAAACAGGCUUCUAAAUCUGUCUCUGAAUUCUGAGGUGGUGUUGGAUCAAGAUGCAAUUGAUGUCAUAAUCCACGUAGCCAGAAAUCCACAUGGUCGAGACCUUGCCUGGAAGUUUUUCAGAGACAAAUGGAAAAUACUAAAUACCAGGUAUGGAGAAGCAUUAUUUAUGAAUUCCAAACUUAUCAGUGGAGUUACAGAAUUUCUAAAUACAGAAGGCGAACUUAAAGAGCUAAAGAACUUCAUGAAGACUUACGAUGGCGUGGCAUCUGCUUCUUUCUCACGGGCUGUGGAAACCGUGGAAGCCAAUGUGCGCUGGAAAAGGCUUUAUCAAGAUGAGCUCUUCCAGUGGCUGGGAAAAGCCAUGAGGCACUAAUAUGCAUCACUUAUAGAGGACUCAACCUAGAAUUCUGUGAGAGGAUGUGCUUUCUGUGCAGUGAGGAGGCUAGCCAGAGUUUCAGCGUUGAUUUUGUUUUUUUGUUUGUUUGUUUUGUUUUGUUUUGUCUAUCAGUGUGUGGGGAGUGCGGAUAUUUUUCUUUCUUCCAUUCACUCCACAUUUGUUUUUCUACUGGAUGUUUCUCUGUAAAGAACACUUGCAAGUGAUGCUUGCCCUGGUUACUUCAGAUGUACAUCCCCUGCUGUUCAGGACCAAACACGGUAGUGGGUGCAUGUUCACGCUGCAGUCAGUUUGGAAAACCCCAUUCAGAAUAUUCUGUGCAUGGAUAUACGGUCCCGCCUGUGUUCCAGCAUGCUUAUUUAACAUGUCCAGUGUUGUAUGUGAAUAUAUGUACAUCCAGAAUGGGCAUUAUGCGAAAGCACAAAGAUUACCUAUGACAAUCAGUGUUGCAAUGAAAGUAAAACGUCUUCAGAAGGGAAUGUUCGUCUCAGCUACAGACAACAGGAGAGAUAAAAAGCACUCUCUAAGCGUUCUGCGGCAUUUGUUUCAGCACUUGGAUUGUCUGGAAAUGACUAUUGUGUUGCUAACUCAUUUUGUUUGAGUUAAAGCUGUGUAUACACUUGCAAAGAUGUACAGAUUGUAUGUACAUAUGCGUAUGUACAUAAGGAAGCACCAUAUGUGUAUAUAGUAUGUUGUACAUGCACCUGUGCAAAGAAUCUCUUCAGAUCAAAGGAAAUUUAACUCUUUUUAUAAACGUGUGAAUACUUGGAAGAGGUUUCAAAGAGUUUGUCUCAACGUUUUCCUUCCUUCUUUAUAGCUCACUUUCUUAACUGCUUUUUUGUGUGUUCUGAAGAAUGAUCUAUUCUACUACAUUAAGCUUAUUUCUAACAAAAAUACACUUGUAAACUAACCACUUGGCAAAUUCUCUUAAGUCAGUGACAGCCUUUCUCACUAUUUUCUGUAAUUACUUUGAUCAACAUUCCUAUUGCAUAGAACAAUUUUGUGUAUAUUUAGAAAAAUGAUCACUGUUGAGAAAGUGGUUAUGUACAGCUUCUCUGUCUUUCUUACCUUAAGUAGUUAAAUUCUAUGUGUGUGCUGAUCUUCAUGCGUAUAUUGCUCCUAUCCUCCAUUAAGCAACCAUACCUCAACAGGUCUAUUAGCAUUUAAUGACCUUUUAUGCCAGUUGUGCCCUCCCUUAUGACACAAAGUCGCUUUUAUGCUGUGUUACUGUACAAAGCCUUCGGGAAUCAGCAACCCUGUUCUAACUGGGAAAUUCCAUGGCUACAUGUAACACAACUCGGUCUCAGUGUGUUUCUCACCCAGAAGGCCAGCUCCGUGCUUUAGAGUUGACAUGUUUUAAGUUUAGUAUUGUAAAAUACUGAUACAACUACAAUGUUGAGUCAACUAUUGUGAAACCCCUACUAUUUUCCUGUAGUGUUCAGCUCUUCCAAAUAUUGCAAAUCACUGAAACAAUGGAUUCCAAGACUGUCACUCAAUGGUAGAAGGAAAUCAUUCACAAAGCAGGAGUCAUAGAAUUAUUUGGUUUGUAGAAAUGGAAAACAAUUUCCCAACCAACAGACUAAGUUACAACUUAGUAACUUGAACCUUAUCAUGUAAGCAGUUAAUGCAUUAUUUCUGACACCUACAAUUUUCAACACUCCAUUCAAUUAAAUACAUGAAUUUGAAGUACUGCGUGGUAUUGAAGAGUUCUGGUUUUGCUUAGUAUGAAAUUUGGGUUACCUAUUGGAAGUAAGCAAGUUCUAAAAUAUAACAUACAUCGACAGUAUACAGCCAUGAAGGCCUCCGAUAUCCAUUAUAACACUGGUGAAUUCAGUUCACGGGGACAGGGCUGCUCAAGGGAUGUCUUGUUUUGUUUCCUGAAGUAGUGAAAAAUGCUUAGAGUGGUGGCUUUUCAUCUUAAGUGAGUUGUCAUUUUCAACUCUGAGUUUAUGGGGCUUUCUUGGUUCUUCUUCCUUCUCAUUGUUAGUAGUCAUAAUCUUCUUUUGGUAUUUUAGUGGCCUUGAAUACAACCAGUUUAGCUAUAAUCUAAAUCCUCAGUGUAGAUUUAACGUGCAAUGUUUAUACCUCAUACAGUACUUGUUCAGUGGUACAGGCGUACCAACGGCAUCAAGAAAGCAUUUAUUGCUCUACACAUUUUUUUUUCUGUUUUUUAACCUUUCCAAUGUUGAAAUUAUAUCAGGCUUUAAAGUUUCUUUUUAGUUGCUUAAAUAAGUAAUAUUUUCCAAAUAAUAAAAUAACCAAUGGAAUCUCUUGGAAUAUUCUGUAAAAUGUAGCUAUAAAAUUAUAUUUUCUACUUAGAGUUUUUAUCUUUCUCUCCUGUGCAUUUUACAAAUCAAUUAUCUACAUGAAAUAACGAUGUUUUGAAAGUGUCCAUUAUCUAAUCUCAAAAUUUUCCUGUGCCAAUAUAUGUGUAACAGCAAAUUUUUGUUUUAACUAGAAAAUAAUAGACUAUUUGCCACUUUGGGUAUUCAUUAUCUCCAAGUAACUUGUAAAUAAAAUGUUUUCCCCAUUUUUA
This is a messenger RNA of Meriones unguiculatus (Mongolian gerbil), 5776 nucleotides long. It is a transcript of the gene Trhde, whose product is annotated as thyrotropin releasing hormone degrading enzyme. Gene Ontology annotation, cellular component: cytoplasm. The record is from RefSeq and is a predicted model, not a curated record. Gene Ontology annotation, biological process: proteolysis; peptide catabolic process. Gene Ontology annotation, molecular function: metalloaminopeptidase activity; zinc ion binding; peptide binding. NCBI's taxonomy places the organism in Eukaryota, Metazoa, Chordata, Mammalia, Rodentia, Muridae. The coding region runs from base 7 to 3219 and encodes 1070 amino acids. The transcript is spliced from 19 exons.